This is a messenger RNA of Cherax quadricarinatus, 8924 nucleotides long. The record is from RefSeq and is a predicted model, not a curated record. NCBI's taxonomy places the organism in Eukaryota, Metazoa, Arthropoda, Malacostraca, Decapoda, Parastacidae.
CCUUGGUGCUGUGUGCGUCUUACACGGUGUCUCUACGCUCUCUACCCCGUGUGUGUGUGUGUGCAUGUGUGCGCGUGUGCGUGUACGCGUGUGUGGGGGGAGGGUGAUUCAUGUGAGUACGUUCAGGCUUGUGUUGACCAGGUUGGAUAAUGCGUUUCCCUUGAAAAAUCAGCAUUAGUACACAUCAUUCCCCAAGGGGAAACCAGAACCGGUUGUGUUUUCUAAAUCCACGUAAGAUAUGAUCCAGAGACGGUCAUAAGGAUACCCACAGGUUUUGUCAAUAAAAACCUUUUAUUUCUUCGACAUCAACACGGGUUGCGCGAGGAUGCUUUCCAGUCUACUACUACAUAUUACCACCUUCCUCACCUCAAUUGGUCUAGGGGAAUGGUUUGGAGUGGAGAGCAGCGUCAGUGGUCCGACCAUCGCUCGGGGCAGCACCCUACAAGCCAGUCCCAGCCCUCAGGUCCUCCUCCUCUCCAACGAGAUCGACUCCUGGAUGGCUCAGGCGUAUGUCUUCAAGGAGGAAGUAGAUUACAGUCUUGGGCUGUCAGUUAGUGAUUUGAAAACAGCUCCCAAAAAUUCCAAGGAGGAAGUAGAUUACAGUCUUGGGCUGUCAGUUAGUGAUUUGAAAACAGCUCCCAAAAAUUCCAAGGAGGAAGUAGAUUACAGUCUUGGGCUAAUAUACAUACCAGAUGAGAAUCAUCAGCAGUCCAGCUUGCAAGAGCUGAGUAGGAGUCUUGACUCGUUGGCUGGUUGUUUCACACUCUUUCCACUCUACAGCGAGGUGGAGACAGGUCCUAUUAAGAACCCUGGUGACAGGGCAGGCAAAUGGGGAGACUACCGCAACUGUGAUUCCCCAAAAUGGUUGUUGCAACACAUGCUGCAACAUAUUGUCGCCAACCAUCCGGAUAUCGAUUAUGUGCUUUGUACGGGUGACUUGGUUCCUCAUCACAUAUGGAAGAUCAGUCGCCAGGACAAUGUUGCUGUUAUGCGCCAGAUGACUAACAUCUUGAAGGGCUUCUUCCCAAACAUCCCAAUCUAUGCUGCUAUUGGUAACCAUGAGAGUUUCCCUCGGGACAGCUUUCCGCCACCAGAGGUCCCUGAAGUGUGGGAAAAGUUUGGCAUCCAGUGGCUGUAUGACACUAUAGCCGACCAGUGGGAGAAGUUGGUGAAGGGACCAGCACCCAGUAGCAUACGUUUUGGUGGCUAUUAUUCAGUCUUGAUUCGUCCUGGUCUUAGACUAAUAUCCAUCAACACCAAUUACUGUUACAGGUUUAACUGGUGGCUGUUAUACAAGUCUGUGGACCCAGGGCUGGUGCUACGCUGGCUGGUGUCGGAACUUCACGAUGCAGAGAAGAGAGGCGAAUUGGUGCAUAUCAUUGGUCACGUACCACCAUACUAUACUGACUGCUAUUCCCAGUGGGCACACCAGUUCUCCAGAAUAGUCACUAGAUAUUCUCACAUCAUUAGAGGUCAGUUCUACGGACAUUCUCACAUGGACGAGUUUAGACUACACUAUGAUGUCAACUCUCCCCAGAAGCCUAUUGGUGUCCAGUAUAUUACUCCAAACAAUGGUCCCUUCAACAAUCUCAAUCCUUCAUUUAGACUUUUCUACAUAGAUGGGGACUAUCCAGAGACAACAAGGAAAGUAUUGGAUUAUGAGACUUGGGUAAUGAAUCUGACUCAUGCCAACAAGUUUGAUGCCCCCCACUGGUACCAGCUGUACUCUGCACGACGGGACCUCCAACUCCCCACACUGGACCCAUAUGAUUGGGAUCAACUUGUGCAGAGAAUGGCACAGGAUCCAGAACUCUUCAGCAAGUACCGCAGGUACCAAGUUCAGGAUAGUGAUAUGUAUGCCAAGCGUUCUUGUGGUGAGAAAUGUCGACGCAAGGUGCUCUGUACCAUUGUUGAUGGGGACAAACUCAUGCCACCCAAAUGUCAUCCACAUGAUUGAUUCUCAAGUACUUGAAGUGAUCUGGAUUUAAACAUGUUUGCAGAAGAAAGUUGGUAAUGGAUUGAAAAUAAGGGUUUAGGAAAUCACAGAAAAAAUAAUUGUCUCCCUGGAUGCAGUACAUAUCAGGUGAGAUUUGUCUCAGGAAUGGAGAGAUUAGGAGCCACCUUAAACUAGUGUUUGUAAACAUCUAGUCUUCAAGGGGCUUAGAAAUUCUCUUCUACGAAAGUGCCUUAAUUCCUUGGUGAUUAUCACAGUACAGUAUUUACUAUUGGCAGUGUGCUGCUCUCUCAAAGAUAGAUUGACCUAUGGGAUUUCUCAAAAAUUCAGUUGCCCUAAAGUUUAUUAGGAAAUGGCUGUAGCUGCUGCUUGUCAUUUGGUAGAAGACUUGGCUCAAAUAACAUUUGCUUUAUUGCCAUUAACAUGGUGUAAAACGUGUACAAAUACUCAGUGAAACAAGUUGUUCUUCAGUUUGUGGUACAUACUUGAUAUGGCCUCUUGUGGGGACUCCUGCCAUGAAAUAUUUUUCAAUAAUGGAUUAAUAAUCUUUAGUACACCAAGAUUCUUGAAUAGUGCAUGUCACAUGAAACUGCUUUUAACUGUGCAUCUUACAGCAAAACAUAAAAGUAGUAAUUGGAUACUUUUAGUAAACAUUUUGCCUGCACAGGUGAAUGUCUAAAUAGUUUCCAGUUACUACUGUCUCAACUACAACUUGUUGGUAUUCCUGUACCAUCGUUUAUCGCAGCUUUCAAUAAGUUGAGAUAUUACUGUAUGUAAGUUUAAAAUCAAAACAUUAUUACCAUUUUUUAAACUAUAUUGGCUUUCUUCCUAAGGUGGGGUGACCCCCCCCCUCCAAAAAAAAAAAAGUUAAGUAUUGCAACUGCAACCUCCAUGUUGCUGUAAAAUACUAAAUGUACAUGUGAUUAUGCAUUCAUACUCCUGCAAAAUGUAUAAAUGUACUAAAAGCUGACAGGUUAAUCUGAUUCAAAAUUAGGGUUUAUCAAUGUACAGUACUAAUAAUGUUGAAAAAGUUACAGCAGGCAUUAAUUGCUUUUUUAUCAUGCUUCUUAGUGUUGCUCAGUACUGUAUAAAUGUUGGGAAAAAUCUCGAUACUACUUUCCCUCAAGCAAAAUCCUGCCUUAGCUGCAUUAUUGCAUUUAAAAUGUUAACUUUACAACUUGGAAAUAUUGAAUAGUGUGCUGGUUUCCCAUGGGUUGACUGUUGUUGAAAGAACAAAUACAGAUAUUAUAUUGUAUAGUAAUUCUGUAAAUGAUUAUUUGACCACACUCAUACUGCAGCAGAAUGUAAUUGAAUAUUCAUUCAUCAGCCAUUUGCCAGCAUUAUCUUUCCUUAAGAUUUCUUUUAAUCUUUUACAAAGUGGUACUGUACUGUAAUUGCUUGUUUGUGCAAUAUUUAAUUUAGUACGUAAGAUUACACAGAAAAUGAGAGGUAUUGUGAAGAUUCCCACUGCUAAGGAAGGGGAGUUCUAUGGGAACAAGCUGGUUGGGUUCAUUGCUACUUGAAAAUCCUGCUUUAGUGAAAUCUAGCUCAUAUUUGCAAUAAUUUUUUCACCAAAUUGCUUACUGUUUAAUGAGUAGGCCUGUUUGCAACAAGUUUACCUAAGAUCAAGUAUACUAAUUUUAACAGUACAAGUUCCUGUGGCAAAUGCAGUAUUAUUUAAAGUCUAUAAUAGCAAAUUAGUUUCAUAAAAUUGGAAUAUCAUGCCUGCUUUUAAGUAUUCAUUAUUGACUUACAAUAGUGAUUACCAGCAUGUAGUCCAUAGACCAGUGGGGCCAGUAAGGUUUCUCCAAGGUGCUGAAGAUGUCCCAGCAAGUUUUGCUCCUCCAGCCAGUGCUUGAUUUUCGCUAUCCAUUAACAUUUAAAAUCAUAACUAAUUAUGUAAUGGGUGAGGCUUGAACCCAUGGCAAGAGAGUCCUAAAACUCUCGAGCAUGUGAGGGGUUGACAGCAUAUUCUGAUAUUGACAAGGUUCUGUUGUAGAUUUGCCAGUACUGCCAGCCUGGGUCUUUUCCAGAUGAUGACCUGGCCUUAGCUCCCAGGAAUGGGAGUGUCUUGAAGGGCAUGCCAGCUGCACAGCAGCUGGCAAUGUGAGGAAGGCUGUUGAAGCUGCACAGCAGCAGGCAGUCAAGAAGGGCCAAGAAAGCAGCAAUUUCAGGGUCCCAUGGAGCUACACCCCAGCUUUAGGUUGCGGCCUGAGUGCUGGGGACACUCGCUUGCUGAUUGGUCAAUGAAGUUAUGGCUGGCCAUGGAUAGAGCCAUUCUUGAUGGACUUGAAUUUUGUCUUGGAGAUUAUGAUCACCUGGGUCUUUCUGAUUGUGUUGUUUAUAUGCUUUUCCAUGUCUUCCAUCAGUAUUUGAUGUGUGUCAGGGUCGUCAACAUCGGUGGUAAACUUUACAGUCCCGUCUUGUAAUCGAGAGCGUAAUUCUCUGCAGUACAUUACAUUACUGUGUGGGGCACUUCUGUAGAGCAACACACCUGGCCAACUUGCAUAGCCAGGCCUACUGAAGUUUCCGUCAUCGGACUGUUCUUCAACUGGUUGUUGUUUUGGGCAAGGUGCCUGUUGAUUGGUUCUCUUGGGGUGAGAUCAUUGAUUGAUCUGUUACUGUGGUGGAGGUAGUCAGUGGUGGUGUCUCAUUGGUGGGCUUGGGAAUAGUCUUGACACCCGUAGGAGGUGGCAGUGGAGCUGCUAGGGAUGAACUUUCUGGUGGCAAGACAAUAACUCUGCUGGAGGUGAGCUUGAGUAUGUCAGUAGAAGGUGGACAAUCCAGGAAUGUGAAACUUGGGGGGGGGGGGGGGCUUUCAAAAGGUUGGGAACAUUGGUUUGGUCCUGUAAAAUUACCAAAAGAUUCUAAGACCCUAUCCUUUAUCUUUUUUUUUUUUUUUUUUUUUUUUUAUACUGUACCAUGUUUGUUGAAAACAUGUUUUAUCCCCUAAUCAUUUGUUUAGAUAUUCUGCAUGAUAAAUAUCAGAAUAAUUUCUUGGGCUCUUAUCUACAUUAUCAGUAAAUGUGGAAUGUCAAUCUGUGCAUUAUUAUAUUGUAUGUAAAGUAUCUAAACCUGGGUUAUUCAUCAAAUGUCUGCAGUUUGGAAGUCUUGAAUAAUACACUUCCCAUUUAGUAUACAUUAAAGAGGAAUCAAUGAUUUGAGGGUUGCCCAGCAGUCUUUCAUUGUUAUUCAUAACCUACAUUGUUUUCUUUUAGGUUUAAUAGUUUUCCUAACCAUCAGUAGUCAAGCCUGAAUUAAAUUUAGGGUAAUUCUGUCUAUUUAAGUAACUUGCCACCUGGUCUAGCAGCUAGAUACUGUAGAAGCUUUUCUGUCAUGUUUGUAAUGAGGCAAGAUGCUUAUGUUAUCAGUACUUGUAUACUGGUUAAAAGAAUUACAGUUCAGUAGUAUCAAGUAGUAUUACUAUUGUAUGGUAUUGCUAGACACUUUUUACUACAUUAAAGCCUCAAUUUAAGUAGUUCCUCUAUAGCUUAACCAUUUGAACUGUGAUGGAGUAUUCUGUGCCUCUACAUGGAAAAAGUAAAAACAUUUAAUAUUGCUUGUCUCAAAAAUAUAAAUACUACAUUUACCUAUAGAUCCUUAACAUGAAUUAUUCUGACCUGUGUUUUAAGAGUAUUAGUAGUAUUGAACAUGGUAUAGUACAGAACAGGUAGUAUGCAAGAAGCACUAAACCCUUAUGGGUCAAUCAGUGCUACAGGCAAAUGGGUGCUGACAUUAGGGGCAAGGAAGAUGGUAAAUUCAUGUACGAGAAGAGAAAGCUACAAUUAGUGACGACAAGGUAGCUAAGAUGAGGAAAUCAGUUCACUGUAGUUGAACUGGAAAAUGAAAUAUGUGCUUUCUGAUAAAUGGGACAGUGAGAGGAAAAGUGAAGGUUAAUGCAGGUGGUUAGUAGUCAGGAUAUGAUAGCAGUGGGAGUUUUAUUAGGAACUUACACUAGGUGGACUGAGGAGUGGUGUAUGAUCCCCAGAAUGUGGGACCCAGAGCAGAAGCUGUAGAGAAGAGAAUCAGAGAGGAAAGAUGGGCCGGAAGUAGGUAGAAUAGGGAUGUCUUUGAAUGACCAAUUUCGUAUCCUUGGAUGACACAGGGAUAUGAAAUAAUCAGCAAGCAUAAUUUUGGCAAUUGGUUAUUGCUUCUCCAUGUGAUGUGGUAGGAGCUUGUUACUGUUGCAAGUUUAAUAGUGUUGCUUGGGUAUUCACUUUAAUAAGAGUAUCAACUAUAAGCAGAUUUUGAAGCGUCCAGUUGAUGGCUAUAUGCUGCACAUUCUUUAAAUGACUACUGUUAGAUUGUGAUCUGGGAAGGACUAUUGUUUCUACAACAAAGUGAAGCGAGCAUGUUAACUGACAAUAUAUUUAGCAUCUUGGCUAAAUUGUCAGCUUGUAAAAGUAUCAUUUUGCAAGGAUAACUCUUAUCCCAUUCAGCAUGUGGAAAAUUCUGGCUAACUUAUGAUAGUCUAAAUACAGUGGACCCCCGAGUUUCGUCAGCAUCAACUUUCAUGAAAUCCGGCAAGUUUUUUCGGCAAAAUUUAGCCUCGCGGUUCUUGAUUGGACUCGUGAUUCGGCGACCGUCUGGUACCCGUCCGCCCGUCACUGCGCACACAAAGCCAGUCUUCCACACCAUUCACACUCAGUGUGCCAUUGCUUACCAGCACGUGACCGUCACCCUGCGGGUUCAUACAAUACAUGUCAUAAUAAUCCAUUGUUUUUUGUGCUUGCAACUGCUAAAUAAGUCACCAUGGGCCCAAGGAAAGCUAGUGCAAGCCCUCUGGUAAAGAAAGCAAGGAACACAAGAAGGAAAUCAAGAGAGGGAUUUUGAAGGGUUUGGGGCUGACCCUAAGGAGCCUAUGCCAGUUGUGGAAUCUAUUGUGGCAUUGGGGAAGUCCCUGGGGUUGGAAGUGAGUGGCAAGGAUGUGGAAGAGUUGGUGGAGGACCACAGGGAAGAGCUAACCACUGAAAAGCUGCAACAGCAGGAGAUCACAGCUCAGGAAAAUGCUGCAGAAGAGGAGGAAGAGAUGGAGGAAGGUGCCUUCUUCAAAGAUUAAGGACAUCUGUGCAAAGUGGACUGAAGUGCAAACAUUUAUGGAUGAACUUCACCCUAACAAAGCUGUUGCAGGCCGUAUUGGCAACAUGUGCAAUUAGUGUUGUGUCCCAUUUCAGACAAAUCUUAAACGCCAGAAAUGGAGCUCUCUGGACAUAUACUUUGUGCGACAGGGGUCCAGUGACUCAAGUUGUUCUCAGUGUCUUUAAAAAACAAAGAAGGGAAGUAACCCCAGAUAAGGACUUGGCACCUGAAGUCCUAAUGGAAGGAGAUUCUCCUUCCAAACAAUAGUGUACACAGUCCUCCUAUCCCCUCCUCCCACUCCAUCCACCCAGAAGUCUCCAGUAAAGGUAAGUGUAAUGUUAUUAUUUUAUAUAUGUAUGUACUUCAUUUCUCAUUGUUUUCAGUAUGUAAAUCUUUAUUUAAUUUGAAAAAAAUAUUUUAAUUUAAUAUUUUUGGGUGUCUGGUACGGAUUAAUUUUAUUUCCAUUAUUUCUUAUAGGGAAAAUGAUUUCGCCAUUCGGCAAUUUUGACAUUCGGCAGACUCUCUGGAACGGAUUAAUCACGAAACUCUGGGGGGGGGGGGUCCACUGUAUGUUCUUAAGCUCGCUGGGCUAAGCAUGGUAUUUCUUAGGCUCAUUGGGCUAAAGCAUAGUAUUAUUACUAUAAGUACUCAUUGGGCUAAAGCAUAGUAUUAUUACUAUAAGUAUUUCGGCAACUUAGCACAUGGAGUGGUGGAGGCUCGACCCUCUUGUCAGCUAGUUGUGGGCUGGUCUCUGACUGGUCAGGCCGUUUAUCACCUGAGCUAGAGCAAAAAAAUGUUUGUUUGCCAUAAGUAAUGUAAAGAAUGUAUAGUCUUAACAGUGCUUCUUUGAGUUAUAAAAAGGUGAUUUUUGAAAUAUCAUGAACACUAAAAUAUUUGGUUGUGUUUGUAAUGCAUAAAAUUAAGAUUAAAUUACUGCUGUUGAGAGAUGCUGGAUCCAUGGUAAAAGUGAGCAGUGGUAAGAUAUUUUAUGAAAGGGAGCUGACUGAACACCCAAACAACCUUGGGAACUGGGUGCCUCCCAGGCACCAGUUCUUUUAUUCCAACACAGUUUCUUGUGCAAGGAUUAUAUAACUGGCUACAGUCAGAGGAGACCUAGGAUAGAGGAUAAGAUCAUAAAUUGAGAUAAAAGAUAAGCAAGAUGUAGGACCUCACCCCUUCCCACCACUGCUUAAUAUCUGCAACCACAAGUGCUAUUUUUCCUGGGAACCAGCUAUGAUGCUAUGUGAUGGCAUCCACAAAAUUAACCAAACAGUUAGAAAAAAUGCCAGUUUGGAAAGCAUCCAUGGUGCAAGUGCCAUUUGGUUAAUGAGGGUCAAUCAGAAUGAAUGUGUUGGCUAUAUGCAUUCAGGUGCUGCUGGAUCUACAGGUAAUUUCUAGUAUGUAUUCCUUCAAAGUUAAUAUCUAAUAAUCCAGUAGUACUUCUGCCAUCAAAAGGUCCUGUUACUGUUAAUUCUAAGAUACAAAAGUAGACCGAAAAAAUAUGAAAUACUGAUUUACUUUACAUCGAUGAGCUACAGUUGUAUUACCAUGGUGUUAGUAGGUAUUACUCUAAUCUUGAUACUGUACUUUCCUCAUGUUUGUGAAAACAACUAGUUCAUUAUGCAUCAGGAGUUAAGUUUUGUGCCUGUUAACUAUGUAAUCUAUAAAAGAAAUUAGUAAACUUAAGUCUAGCUGCUUUCAUUAAUAGGCAUCUACUGGUUUCUAAUUGAAAACCAUAGGUCUUGUCAUGUAUGAAAUCCAUUUUUUCCUUCAUAAAUACUGUGCCCAUCUCAUUACAUUUAUCAUAUAAAGUUGCACUGAUGUGCAUUUUGUAUAGUAUUUAUUUUAAAAAUUUACUCUACAUUAAAUGUAAAUAAACUUUUAUUUCUUA